AUCACUUUUUCUUCGUUUUGCUUUUAUUGAACGCACAGUUUUUAAAGGCAAAUGCAAAAGCUAUCUUAACCUUGACGGAAGUUUGUUGUCAAGAUGUGUCUCCAAUUAAAUCGACGGGCUUCCUAAUGCAACCGCGCAGCGUGUCCAGGUACACGGCGCGAUUAUCUGCAUAUUUGCUUGGAGCGAAGCGCCGCAGAGCCUCCGAUGCCAUUACCUGCAACAUCAACAUUACCAUGUGCAUCACGAGCAGACUCCAGCUGACUUUGGCCAUUCUCAAGCCCGAUGUUUGCAAAAUACCGGUGAAAUUACAGGCCGUACGUCGGAUGAUUUUGGACCAUGAUUUCUUUUUCGUGAGGAGCAAGGUGAAGAACUACUCCAAAGAGGAGAUUGAAAAGUUCUAUGGUGAACAUCGCGAGAAGUUCUUCUUCGACAGGCUCACAAGCUAUAUGUCAAGCGGUCCACUGUCUGUCCACAUCCUGGCGAAGGAAGAUGCCAUCCGGGAGUGGAGAACGCUGCUGGGCCCCACCAAGGUCUCCAAGGCAGUGUUUGAGGCGCCAUUAUCCAUCCGUGCGCGGUUCGGACUCACGGACACUCGGAAUGGUGCACACGGAGCAGAUUCCGAGGCCUCCGCCAAGCGCGAGAUGGGUUUCUUCUUCCCCGAGUUCGAUCCGCAGAAGUGGCACGCCGAGGAGGAGCACCGCUUCCUCACCGAGAAGCUGAUGUUCGACGAAGAGCGCUGCGUCCACGUGCCGAUCAAAGAGCAGCGCAGCGAGACGCUGCGCGAGUAACGCCUGCUACGGCACCCUACGAUUCACUGUACGAGCCGACAGGUAGCUGCACAGGCAAACGGGUCUAUUCUACGUUUCACCUCACGACGGGCCGCAGAGGGCGCUGCGGGUCGUCGAAGCCAAUUCCACGUCCCGCGAGUGCUGCGUAACGACCUUCGGGAGAGGACCGGCGGCGGUCAGGGCGGGCGGGCACUAGACGAGUUGACAACGCUGGAUAGGCGGGGACGGUUCGUGGCACGGUCUUCAGAUUACCCGGCCAGAGACGUUUUUGUCACGCCAUAGAAAGUUUUUCUGGGGUACGAAAUCGAAGAACCAGAGGCACACUGUCAAUGUUAUGACUCCGCCAAUGAGACCGCUCAAACGCAAAUUUCAAAAAACCUCGCUGGAAAAAAAAAAAAAAAAAAAGUUGCUGGAUGCGUGUGUUUUUUUGUCGAACCCUCGCAGAACUGUUGAAAAGAUGGAAGAUUGGAAGUGCCCCCCUAUACUUGAGACCUACAGGCAGUAUUAUUUCAGAAUCGAAACGCCCUGUGAGGGACGCUACUAAAAGUUUUCAUGACGUUUUUAUUCUUUUAACUUUUCGUUUCUUCUUUAUUUUUGUGGUCGCCACGAGUGGCGACCACAAAAAAAUGUCGUCGCCAGUCGUGUCGACGACAUUUAUAAGUGCAGAAACUGCCAAAGUUUUAGAAUAGUAAGUAGUACAUCUAGCUUCCGCUGCGGUCCACCAUGAGGUAAAGCAGAGUAUAGCCGGCGUCAACGACGACCACGCAAGACGACGGACCAAUUGCGCGUUUUGUGACAGGACGCCGUCUGGGACACAACUGGGAUCGGGCGACCAAACCCGCACGUCGCCUAGGAAUCAAUAUAUUUAUUUCUGCAAACGAAAUACAAUGCCAGAGACGGUAAGAAAAAAAAAAAAAGGGGGGGGGGGGGGGUUGGAGUUGGGAAACGGAACGUCCGUAGCCAGCUAGACUGUGAUAUUCCACACUUUCCGAUGGUGGUGAGAGGACGCUCUCCACCAGAUGACGCCACACGAUGGCAGUCACUUGUAAUCGUUGACAGUUAAAAUUCAAGGAAGCGGACGAAGCGAUUGAAUUCGCUUCGUCUGCUAAACUAAGCACAAGUCACAAUUAGAUACAAGAACGAACACCACCGUAGAAUACCGCGCAUCCGCCCAUUCCACACUAAGCGCCCAUACCCAAAUUUGUAAGAUCUGAGAAAAUAUGCACAGUAGAUUGAUAUGUAAAAUUGAUGACCGGACAAGCGCCCAUCUCCCAUUUUUUCACGAUUAUCUCUAAAUUUUGAGUGGGCUCUUGCCCGGUAUUUUAUGGUAGGUAGUCGGAGUUUUGGCCGCUCCUGCGGUAUCGACCAUUGCGCUGUCUGGUAGCCCGCUCAUCAAUCAAUGUGGUGGUGCCACGUUAGGUAGUUCUUUUGUGCAGCGGCGAAGUCUCCAUAGCCGUCUGCUCGUCUUCAAACCACGUUUUAGAACCCAAGCGUAUAUGUUGUUAGUAUUGCGUGAUAAGUAGCGUUCCCCGUUACAAACUAAACAAAGCGGCGCUAACAUGUGCAUUUAGUGCGCACGGUUAGCGGAAGUCUGGCAACGCUAGCCGGAAAUAAGGCAAAACAGUGGGUGCCGAAGCUUCUGGCCGUAGUCCAAAGUACAAUGGGAAGCUGCGGAUUCAGUAUUUUGUUUUAGAGAGAUCACAUUUUCAACGUCCACAAUCUAUAGUAAUCACUAUUUUUAUAUGCACGCGACGGGAUAGUGGGAAGCGUGGGUUGUUGUUUGCACCAUUUUUCUAGUCGUGAGUGUAUGUAUGUACAUAUAUAACGAACCACUGAUUUACAUUAAUGGAAGUGCAAUGUAUCAACUGCAUAAAACUGUUUUGACUUGAGCAGUGGAAUAAAUCAUAUUUAUUGCUUUUCA
Messenger RNA from Ixodes scapularis (black-legged tick), 2709 nucleotides. RefSeq names its product nucleoside diphosphate kinase 6 (gene nmdyn-D6). The transcript has 6 exons. Gene Ontology annotation, molecular function: nucleoside diphosphate kinase activity. Lineage: Eukaryota; Metazoa; Arthropoda; Arachnida; Ixodida; Ixodidae. The coding region runs from base 126 to 788 and encodes 220 amino acids. Gene Ontology annotation, biological process: GTP biosynthetic process; CTP biosynthetic process; UTP biosynthetic process. The record is from RefSeq and is a predicted model, not a curated record.